AUGUGGCUGGAGGAGAACGGCUCCUGCGGAAGAAGAAGUCUUCCCUCCUCAGGGGAACGAGAAGCUCACGUCGUGCAGUACCCUGUCACAACAGAUGCUACCAUUAACGAGAAAAAUUGGCUCAGAGAAACGAACUCCCAGUCGAAGGCUGCGAUGGAGUCGGCCGUUGCCGCGGGCAAUGACGAGGACGAGGAUGAGGGGGAGGCGAUGGAGUGCGGAUGCUGCUACUGCGAGGUUACGUUUGAGCGCAUGGUGCAGUGCAGCCUCGGCCACCUGUUCUGCGAGGAGUGCCUGCGGCGAUACGCGAAGGAGGCUGUCUACGGACAGGGCAAGGUGGCGCUGUGGUGCAUGGGCGACGGCUGCAGCGCGGGGUUCCCGCUCAGCCAGCUGCGCAAGGCGCUGCCGCAGAUGCUGAUGGAGAAGUACGAGGAGCGACAGGUGGAGGAAUCGAUCAGCCUCGCGGGCCUCGCUGACCUAUGCUCCAAACUUGUGACUUCACUGCAAUCUUCUGCCGAGGCGAUAGCAAAGUUUUCAUGCGUGCCAAGAAGCGUCGACUGCAUGAUGGAGUCGUGCCGACACUGCGGGGAGGACUGGGAUGAGCAUUUCGGCAAGCGCUGCGAGGAACUGGAGAGAUGCGACGAGACCAGGCUGAGGACGCAUUAUGAGGAGAGGAUGACAAAGCUGAAGGUGCGAACCUGCGGUAAAUGCUCGGCACAGUUCUUCAAGGUCGAGGGCUGCAACAAGAUGACCUGCCGCUGCGGCGCGACCAUGUGCUACAUAUGUCGCGCUCCCAAG
Molecule: messenger RNA, 795 nt
Organism: Priapulus caudatus
Lineage: Eukaryota; Metazoa; Priapulida; Priapulimorpha; Priapulimorphida; Priapulidae
Product: E3 ubiquitin-protein ligase RNF216-like
Source: RefSeq, a predicted model, not a curated record